AUGACGUGGGGCGUCCCAUACUGGACGGUAUCAUCGUCCUCGACCGCCAGACCCGUCCUUACCAUGCAGACCGGCUCUCGAAACGCCACCCAAGCUGAGCAUCGCAAUGAAUGGGAGGAAGUUUCCCCCGUGUUCAUCGAUGGCGAUGCAGACGUCGUCAGCCUCGACGGCAGCAGAACGCAUGACGACAUGCAAGUGCUGCACCUGACAAAGCUCCUCGACGAGGCGAAGCAAGAGAACCACCGUUUCGAGGAGCAGGUGCAGUCCCUGCUCAAUCAGUCCAUGACUGAGACAAGCAGCCUUCAGGCCAAGAUCGCAGAGCUGCGGCAACGGAACAAGGAGGCGCUCGCUGAGUGCGAACGGAUGAAGAAGGAGAAAGAAGAUAUUGUUGCAGCGCUCAUGAAGAAGAACGAUGUCUCCAAGGCGACAAUGCAGCAACAGAACCAGGAAAUGCGGAAAACCCUCGAGGAGCUGAAUAGUUCCACUGCUCAUGCUCAAGCCGAGCUACUGGAGGCAAGGAGCAGCAUGCUUGUGUACCGUCGGCAGCUCUCGCAGAGCUCCGCCCAACUCGAGUCCUUGCGGAAAGAGCAAUCCGUGAGGAUGAGUCUAACAGACCGGGUUGCUGCUCUAGAAGCCGAGCUGGAGGCCAAAGAUACAGAGCUCGCCGAGAUGAAGAAGCUUAGCUCGCAGGCCAAGAGCGCAAACGCAGCCCGCAAUGACUCAACAUCCCUGAUUCAAGAAUUCAACAACGUUCGCGCGCUGCUGGCAAACUGUAUCCCAGAGCGUCUCGCGGGUAUGAUGUCCUCGAGCAACGAGGUCGUCAGCGCUCUCCGGAAGCUGAACUCCGAUAUCCAUCAAGACGUUACAUUUAUGGCUGAGUCUAUGGCUGACUCCUUCGGGUUUGAGAAAGGAAGAGUGAAUGGGAAUGAGGAGACGGUGCUAUUCCAGCAAGUAGGCGUGACCAUUGGUGCAGGCCUCGUCCACUUCCUGUGCACCAAGAGUCAUAGCGAGGAUCCUAUUCUCAUCCAGAUCGCUUUCCAGGCGUACGUCUCCCAAUACCUCUGCUGGCUCUCGACAACAUGGAUCACUGGUGGAGGCAAGGAAAGACUUGGUACAGCUGACCAGAGUGGCACUACCCAGACAGUCACCGCAGCAUGGGAUGCACUGGCGCAUAUUCUCUCUAAGCAUCUCGAGCUCGACGAUGCUCAGUUGUGUUCCGCAGCCGCAUCCAAGAUCAUAGCCGGGCUCGCUGACAUAUUGCUCGUUGCGGGCUGCAACGCCACUCGAUCACAGCUUUGUGAUGCCCUAAAGCACAAGUUCAGCGAGAAGAUCUCGCUGCUUGCGAAGUCCGGUAUGCGCAUCAAUAGGCUUGUCUUCGACUCCGCGUGCAUGGACGAUGGGUACGACGACGGUGAACAUCACAAGGACACUGCAAACAACCGCGUUCUGUGUCCCACCGAUAUAGGUUUGUGGCAGCGUUCCAAGGGAGCCAAUGGCGGAAUGAGGAUCCUGUUGAAGCCAAAGAUCGCUCUGGAAUCUGUGGUUGAUAACUUGGACGACUGA
Messenger RNA from Suillus paluster, 1563 nucleotides. RefSeq lists its product as uncharacterized. The record is from RefSeq and is a predicted model, not a curated record. The coding region runs from base 1 to 1563 and encodes 520 amino acids. Lineage: Eukaryota; Fungi; Basidiomycota; Agaricomycetes; Boletales; Suillaceae. The transcript has 3 exons.